GCCGGCGGCCAUAUUUGUACACCCUGCUCUUGCAAGAGACCACAUCCUUGUUAUGCUGCAUAUGGGUAGAGUCGUGUACUACACAUUGUGAUUUUGUUCAAAGAACCUGCGUGUAAAUCUGCGUGAGAUGGCUUAUCUGCUAAUGAAGAAGCUAUUUGAAAACUACCCUGGAUCACGAAUCAAUUUUAAUUUAAGUAUGGAUUCUCAGCUCGACCGUAUCAAUAUCCAAACUAAGUUGAUGGGAAAAGUAUUCAUGUAUUUUCCAGACGUGUUGCUGCUCAUCCGUUCACAUAAUGCCAUGGGCAAAGUUUUGUAUACUUUUAUUGCUGACGGACCACGUUUGAACUGUGAAAGUGCGUUUUUAAGAAUUGUACAUAUGGCAUACCCUGCAAAUGAGUCUCCUGCGAGUAUGUCUGAGAUGUUCCAUUUCCUUAAAGAGUUCAAUCCUUGCUGGCCCCAGAUCCGCAUUUUCCUUGUGGACCCUUUUUUUAAAGGAGUUGAUUGUCUUGCAAAAGCUUUCCCAUCAGCUGAAGUUGUCCUUUCAUCCUUCCACGUAUGUACAUACUUUAAACAAAAUAUAUUUAAGUUGUCUUUGCCUACCAACAUAGAGGAUGUGUUGAUUAACAAUUUAAAGAAUAUAGUGUGUUCAGCCACAACUGAAAAUCUACAGGAUAUGUACACAAACUUGCUUCAGUAUGUUAAGCCAGAUUUGCUGUUUCAGUUGAACCCAGACUGGUUACGGAUGGAUCAAAUCUGGGCCUUACACCGGUGGAGGAACGGCAAAGAAUCCUUAACAUAUAUUGAAAUGAUGAAUACACUUGUGGAAGAAAUUGGCCAAACAUUCAGUAAUAAUCUCCCAUGGGAGGAUAAAAUAUUUGCUUUGAUAAGUUUCAUUCAGACUGAAAUAAUAGAUAAAAAUAUUCCUAGUUUGGGCAUACAGACUCCCCAAGAAAUGGCCGUCUUUUUGGAUAAAGAGGAGCCUUCAACAUCUGAAGAGUCUAAAACUAAUGUUUGUCAUACAAAAUCUGACAUGGAUUCCGAGACCUCCUUAUUGAUAUGUCAGUCACUGAAUGACAUCUGCGUUCCUGCGGCUGCUGACCUCUGUUCGAAAGAGUUUUUUGUUGCACAGACUUCGUUGCAGUUCAUGACCAAAAAUGAGGACAGUGCAAGCAUUCGAUUACUUGAGAACACACAGAUGGUGAACUGGGAAAACCAGAAGAGUUGCACUUGCCCCUUCUACAAGACAAUGAAACUCCCCUGUCGCCACAUCCUGGCUUUACUUAAAGCUAACCAGGAAAUCCUAAAACCGGAAAUGCUUGACCCCGCAUGGCAAAAGUCUACUAAUGCUCCCGAAUCUACGCUUCCUGUACCCACGGACACCCUGCAAAUCAUUAAGGGUGACACUAAGGACUUAUCUCCAGAUCAAGUAUGUAGGAAUUCAUUGACUGACCAAAUUGCCAAGGUGCUAUCAGAGUGCAGUGAUGAAGAAUUCCAGCAGAGAUACAAUACACUGAGGGAACUGGCAGAUGCAUGGAUUGGCCCGUAUGAGCAAGUGAAGCUUUAGAACACAAGUCUUCUGAUUAUCUCUGCAAAAGAUUUCAGGUUGAAGCGAUUGCUUGACCAAAUUAUGAGGUCUUUCACGACAUGCAUGCAACACAAGAAAGAGAAAGGAUGGUCGAGGCUGUCCAUUUGUGUUCUCCAAUAAAUCUGCCUUCUUUACACACCUUGAGUGCCUGGACCAUCCUGUUC
Pelobates fuscus (common spadefoot toad) is the source of this 1749-nucleotide messenger RNA. It is a transcript of the gene ZSWIM1, whose product is annotated as zinc finger SWIM-type containing 1. NCBI's taxonomy places the organism in Eukaryota, Metazoa, Chordata, Amphibia, Anura, Pelobatidae. The record is from RefSeq and is a predicted model, not a curated record. The transcript has 2 exons. Bases 128 to 1564 code for a protein of 478 amino acids. Gene Ontology annotation, molecular function: zinc ion binding.